Molecule: messenger RNA, 450 nt
Organism: Cyclocybe aegerita
Lineage: Eukaryota; Fungi; Basidiomycota; Agaricomycetes; Agaricales; Hemipholiotaceae
Source: the annotation of a GenBank genome assembly
AUGAGACUCGGCACGUUCAUCAUCGCUCUUUUCGUCGUUGCGGCCCCUACGGUCGACGCUCAUCCUUCAGCAAAGUCAACGAAUGCCGAGCGCUUGGCGCGUGGGUUGCCCCCUCUUCCUCCUGCUCGUCGGGCAACGCAUGUGGCUGCUGCACGAAGGAGCGGAGUGUCGCCUAUUCCUCAGCCCGAACCCCAGCCCCAAGUCUGCGAGACCGGUCCUAUUCAGUGCUGCCAAAAGGUCACCACCGCGAGUGACCCGGUUGCGGGUUUGGUCCUUAGCCUCCUGGGGGUAGUCGUGAAAGACACGUCGACUUCAGUAGGCAUGACGUGCAGUCCUAUGAGUGGCAUCAGCUCCGGAACUUGCGCGACUCAAACCGUGUGCUGUGAGAACAACAGCUUCAAUGGUCUCAUCGCUCUUGGGUGCACUCCCGUCUCGGCCUCGACUUCGUGA